Heterostelium album PN500 is the source of this 1344-nucleotide messenger RNA. It is a transcript of the gene abpE-2, whose product is annotated as actin binding protein E. The coding region runs from base 1 to 1344 and encodes 447 amino acids. Gene Ontology annotation, biological process: regulation of actin filament polymerization. The record is from RefSeq and is a predicted model, not a curated record. Gene Ontology annotation, molecular function: actin filament binding. Lineage: Eukaryota; Evosea; Eumycetozoa; Acytosteliales; Acytosteliaceae. The transcript has a single exon. Gene Ontology annotation, cellular component: cortical actin cytoskeleton; plasma membrane; site of polarized growth.
AUGACUACACCAGAUUUAUCGGAUCCAUUGAUUAUGGAACAUAUCAAGAAUGUUCAAAACGGCACUGAAAAUUGGUGUGUUUUCGGUUACGUACCAAAAUCCAAUAUAAAGAUCAAGUUCUACGAGUGUGGUAACGGUGGAUUGAGUGAGUUGCGUGAGGAACUCAGUGACUCAUCAAUUCGUUACGCCUACAUUCGCUAUCAGAUCAACAACAUGCCAAAGUUCUGCUAUAUCGCGUGGUGCGGUGACGGUGUCAACGGUCCAAUCAAGGGAUCGUUCUCCGGUCACGCCAUCGAGUUUGCUCGCCACAUGAAACCACUGCACCACCAGUUGAACGCGCGUAACGAGGACGACCUCGACGAGAAGGCGAUCAUGGCGGCGCUCACCAAGGCCACCGGUGCAAGCUACGAUUCCGGUGCCAAGAAUCAAGGAUCGUCGCGUGCCUCUGUCGCCAUCCCAACCUCGGUUGCUCAGGGUCGUAUUGCCGCCACUCAAUCGUCGGUGCAAUCCAAGACAUUCGACAAGAGCGACUACAACAAGAAGGACGAAUCCGCUCAGUACUGGAAGAGUAACAACGCGCCUGUCGAGCCGGUCAAAGCCAAGCCAGAGCGUACCGACUACAACAUCACAACUGAGCGUGAGAACUACUGGAAGCAACAACAACAGGAGCAACAACAAGAGCAACCAAAGCCAGCUCCAUCGACUCGUCCAGCUGCCGGUGCACCAACUCGUACCGUUGCCUCACGUUUCCAAGAGGUCACUGCACAGCCAUCGAAUCCAGUCAAGCCACCACCACCCAAGCCAACUGGAAACAUCGUAAGCAAGUUCUCACAAAUGAAGGUACACGAAAGACAACCAGAACCAGUACCAGAACCUGAGCCACAAUACGAAGAGCAACAACAAUACUAUCAAGAAGAGCAACAACAACAUUAUCAAGAGGAACAACAAUAUGAUGAUCAACAACAACAACAUUAUCAAGAAGAACAACAUUACCAAGAGGAACAACAAUAUGAUGAUCAACAACAACAUUAUCAAGAGGAGCAACACUACCAGGAGGAACAACAACACUAUCAAGAGGAGCAACCACAAUAUCAAGAGGAACAACACUACCAGGAGGAACAACAACACUAUGAAGAGCCACAACAAGGAUAUGGUGAUCAAUCAGCAGGUUAUGUUCAAGUCAAGGCAUUGUAUGACUAUGCAGGUGAGAAUGAAGGUGAUCUUUCAUUCGCAGUCGGAGACAUCAUUAAUGUUUUAGAUCAAUCAGAUCCAGAUGGUUGGUGGCAAGGUGAACUCAACGGUAACACUGGUUACUUCCCAAUGAACUUUGUCGAACAACUUUAA